UGGGAUGUUAAAGCUGGAUAAUUUCUACCUUCCCGCUUCUCUUUCUCUUUGUCUUGUUUUUUUGUGAUCUUUACACUCAAUUGACACCUGAGGAAUCCCCCACAUUAUAUCAAACUAUCAACACACUUUUUUUGCCCAAUAGACACCAUGGACUCCUUCGGUCAAGACAGUUUUGGUGGUGGCCGUCGCGGUGGUGGUGACAGCUACGGAGGCAAUGACUCCGGGUUUGGAGGCAACAACUCUGGCUUCGGCGGUAACGACUCCCAGUUUGGUGGAGGUGGCUCUGGAUUUGGAGGAAAUGAUUCUGGAUUUGGCGGUGGUGGCCGCGGAGGUGACUCCGGCUUUGGAGGCAGCGGCGGUGGUAACAGCUUCGGAGGAGACAACGACAGCUUUAGCGGUGGUAACAGUCGCGACAACAACAACUUUGGCGGUAACGACUCUCAAUUUGGUGGAGGUGGCUCUGGGUUUGGAGGAAAUGACUCGGGCUUUGGCGGGGGUCGCGGUGGAGGUGACUCUGGCUUCGGAGGCAAUGACUCCAGGCACGGCGGAAACGAUUCUGGAUUUGGGGGUAACAGCUCUGGCAACUCUGGCUUUGGCGGUAAUGACUCUGGCUUUGGCGGAGGAAGAGGUAACCAAGACAACUUCGGGGGCUCUGGUGGUGGAAAUGACUCCUUCGGUGGCUCCUCCGGUGGCUCCUCUGGUGGGCUUGGGGGUUUGGUGAACAAGGCAGAAGGCUUCCUCGGCAGCCACGGUGGAAACAACAACCAGGGCGGCUCUAACAACGGAGGACAGGGUGGUAACUCUGGUGGCAACUUUGUCGACUCGAUGGUUGACCAGAAGGUUGACCAGUAUGUCCCUGGUGGAAUGGAUGGUGCUGUUAACCAGGGAAUCAACCAGGAGGUUAACAAGUUUUUCUAAGGAUCUGUUUCACGAGUUGUGGAAUGGAAAUGCCGCUGAGCAUGAUAACGCUGUCUAUACGUGCGUGUUCCGUAUUUAUGUACAAUCUAUUCCGUAAGGUUGUAAGUGUGAGAGUUGAUGUUAAUGGUCGACACGGUCCAGGUCUUGCCAUUAUCCGACGUCGACAGGCCGGAGGAGCUGGCCUCGUUGAUGGACAGGGUGUCGCCGAAAGAGUUAUCCUCGGCGUUAAGGAUGAUGGUGGUGUCAAGGUACU
Aspergillus piperis CBS 112811 is the source of this 1171-nucleotide messenger RNA. RefSeq lists its product as uncharacterized. The transcript is spliced from 4 exons. The coding region runs from base 148 to 918 and encodes 256 amino acids. Lineage: Eukaryota; Fungi; Ascomycota; Eurotiomycetes; Eurotiales; Aspergillaceae. The record is from RefSeq and is a predicted model, not a curated record.